AUGGUUACUACCACCACCGUGCCGCCUUCCAUCACCGCGCCAGCUCAUCCACUCACCGGUCGUUAUCCCUGUUCCAAUGCCAAUUGCGCUAAGGACUUCGGGCGCACAUCCGAUCGUCUUCGACACAUCUCAUCAGUUCAUCAACGGGGUCAGACAUAUCAAGGGAAGAACCUCUGCCCUAUUGUUGGAUGCCGUCGAAGCUAUGGGAGAGGACUUUGUCGUCCAGAAAAAGUUAAUGAUCAUUUGAGAAAGGUUCACGGUCUUGCUGGAGUUGCUUCAAAUGGUGCUUCUGCUUCUGCCGGCCCUUCUGCAUAUGGUACUGGUGACGGCUCCAAUGUCGCUGGCGGUGCUGCUGCUUUGACCGGAAAUGGGAAUUGA
Molecule: messenger RNA, 378 nt
Organism: Botrytis byssoidea
Lineage: Eukaryota; Fungi; Ascomycota; Leotiomycetes; Helotiales; Sclerotiniaceae
Exons: 1
Coding region: 1-378 (125 amino acids)
Source: RefSeq, a predicted model, not a curated record